GUCGUUGUGUGAAAUCGAGUCGAGGAGAGGAGCCCGGUAUCAGAGAAUACGCAGUCACCAUAAACCAUCUAUUUGAACAACAAGCCACCGACUCUAAAAGAAAGAUUGGGGAAGCUGGAAGAUGAACUUGACCGAUUGAUAAGUAUUCAGGAGGCAACUCGACAUCAUGCCCGACUUGAAGCUGAGGCAUCAGUGGAAGGGAAGCAGACCCAAAAUUUAAGAUCUCAGAGAUGUUCAUGUACGAACAAUAUGUCUUGCACACGUACACUAGUUUGUGCCCGUCGGACCACUUCCCACUGCAUCCAAGAAGCCCCCUUGCCUCUUGCCAACAUCACCAAGUGUCUGCAGCACAUCAACUUCAAUCUUACAAAAGGAACUCAAGCUAUUACAAAGAUUGCAAAAUCAACCGCACAACAAAAUGUCUUUGAAAAUAAAAUACCGUACCAUGAGGGGUGUUUCAAGGAAAGUGAACAACUGCCCGAAUUCUCUGCUGUUUUGAAGACUUCGACGGUAAAAAAGAUAAAUGAAGACGCUUUGUUUAAGGAACUUCGAGAAGAAAAGGAUAAAAGACACAGGACAGAAACCCAAAUAAAAGCCCUGAAAGAGGAAUUAAAGAAAACACAAUUGGAACUGAAGGAGAAAACAGAUUCAGUACUUUUAUUGCAAAAGGAGGUAAAGGAGACAUUUGAAAAACUGGAGGAUGCAAAAGUUGUGAUAGAAAAAUACAAUCAAGAGCGUCAAUGUUCUGAAUAUGCGUGGCCCAUCAAGUUCAACAGCAUCUGUCAAGACCUCCAAGAAGAACAACUGAAGAGAAAGGAAGCAGAGAAGAGUGUUCAAAGGAUGCAGGAUAUGUUACAAAAAAUGCACGUUGAUUUGGAAGGACAGUUCACUAUGGAAGCAACUAUCGAUUGGCUAAAGGAUCAAAACAAAAAGUUGAUGUCUCUGACGGACAAGUUGCAAUCGGAAGUCGACGAGAUGAGCGCGGAGGGGCUGAAAAAAGACGAGAUGAUGGAGGAAAACCUGAGGAGGAUGAAGCAGCUGGCCUGUCUCUGCGAACGACUUAGAGAUCAGCUGAUUGUGUCCAGAGAGAAGACUGCAGCUGGAGAGGAGAAAAUUAAGAUGAGUGGUGUUCGCUGUCAAAGGCUCACAGACAAAUUCCUUGAGGCCCAGUGUGCUUUAGAGGACUUGAAAAAAUGUCAGGUCCAAGACAGGCAGGAGAUGUUGAGGCUAUCAGAGUUGCUGGAUAGUGCUUCUGUCUCAAACACAGCACUUCAAAAAAGAGUUGAUGAAAUGUCAGAGAUAAUGAAACAACAAAAUGACGUCAUCAGUCAACAAUCUGACGCAAUCAAUGAGAAGGAACAGCAACUAAAGUUGGCCUAUAGCAAUAUAAAACUGCAGAGCCAAAGGCUGGACGAUCUGGAGAGAAAGAGGUCUUCAGAACCCAAGAAUUUGGAGGCCAAACAGCUCUUGGAAGGUGACAUGAAAAAAUUAAGGAUCGAAUUAGAAAAGGAGAAGGAAAAUAUUCUAAUAAAGGAGAAAAUUAUUGAAAGUCAUCUUGAGACAAUAACAAUGCUGAAGAAUAAUCUAGCUGGAAAAGAAGAAGAACUAGGCCUGAGAAAAAGAGAAAUAUUGGAAUCAGAAAGGAAACUUGCUAUUGAACAAACUAGAAAUGAACAACUUAUGUCCAAAAUAAAGUGUUUGCAAAGUCGCAAAGAAGAAUUAAAACAAAAAGUAGAAGAACUGGAAGACGAGAUGGAAGCUAGACUAUCAUCAGAACAUGCUCGAAAACUAGAACUGAUAGAGAAACAGGUCCGAGAGAAACAAAAAGAGUGGGAGGGACAAAGGUUGCAACUGGUACAAGAGAGAGAAGAAGCUUUAGAAUCAUUAAGAUGUUCGGCGCAGAAGUUGGCACACAGAUCAGCGGAUCACCAGGAGGAGCUUGCGAGUUUACGGUCUCAUAUUGAUGCUUUGACUAACCAACUUGGAGAGAGUGAAAAGCAACUUCAGGAAGCAAGGAUUAAGAUUUCUACCCUUACAAAUGAGUUGCACGAAAGUAAAGAGUCUGCAAAAAGAACAAAAACAGAUUUCGAAGAAAAGCUACACAGCGCUUGUGAGUCAUGGCAGAAAGCAUUGCAACAAUUGCAAAUGGCGUAGCAUUAGUAUUUUUCACUUAUUUGUUCUACUUAUUUUGUAAGUAAAGUUAUUUUAUAGCUAA
Homalodisca vitripennis (glassy-winged sharpshooter) is the source of this 2215-nucleotide messenger RNA. RefSeq names its product trichohyalin-like. The coding region runs from base 250 to 2154 and encodes 634 amino acids. The transcript is spliced from 17 exons. NCBI's taxonomy places the organism in Eukaryota, Metazoa, Arthropoda, Insecta, Hemiptera, Cicadellidae. The record is from RefSeq and is a predicted model, not a curated record.